Molecule: messenger RNA, 4717 nt
Organism: Mugil cephalus (flathead mullet)
Lineage: Eukaryota; Metazoa; Chordata; Actinopteri; Mugiliformes; Mugilidae
Exons: 8
Coding region: 830-3712 (960 amino acids)
Biological process (GO): regulation of transcription by RNA polymerase II
Molecular function (GO): DNA-binding transcription factor activity, RNA polymerase II-specific; protein binding; RNA polymerase II cis-regulatory region sequence-specific DNA binding
Source: RefSeq, a predicted model, not a curated record
AGCAGUCGGCGGUUACGUUGUCUCGGUUAGUCCGCUGAUUAGCAACAAACAGAAGGUUACGAGUUUGAACAUUUUGAAAUAUUUGCCUACUAGGCUGGCUUUGGGGCAACAAGAGCGGGGUGAACUAUGUCGGGUCGUUCAACUGGCGAUGCUGAGCCGAUAGCUGCGUCAUCAUGUUGCUUCCGACUCGAGUUGGCGAAAAGAAAUCUCAAGUUAACGCCGGAGGUGAGGCUGCCCGCCGUCAUCCUGCCCCAGAGGCCACUCCCGACCGACCCCAGAAAUAAAUUGAUGGAAGACGGACUGCCGGCGUGAGAGGUUGGCGGCGAAGCCCGGUUACGUAGUCGUAGUGGUGACUUUACAUCACUUGGCUCGAUACUCUCCCGGCUCCCCAUAUUAUCCACUCAUACGCAUCUGGGACAUUUUCUGUUUGAUGUUGCCUAAUUUUUAGAGGCCGCUCAUACAUCUGAUCAUAAGUGCUACAAACAGGAAGUGUGACUUAACCAUUUAUAUUUUAGGGAUGUUGGUCUUCAAGUGUUUGGAGAAGUGAUGCUCUCAUUGACAGCUAGGAUACAAGGCAGGGGCGUCCAAUGAAAUGCUGCUGAUUCCCAUCUGACUUUGUCUCCUAGACUGUACUAGACUGUUAGGAGGGGUUGCAUUGUUCAGGUCCUGCUGUCAUCACACUCACGUGGACAGUGUUUUCAGGGUGAGCGUUGCCUGAGAGGUGUGUUUUUGGUUACUACGAGGAGGAAACGAGCUGUUGUCUCCUAAGACUUUGGGGGAAAAAAAAAAGUUGUGUCUUUUUAAAUUUGGAGCAUAAGCACGGUUCAAAAUGGCCCGCGACUGCACCCACUCCCCCGGAGAGCGACCCGGGUUCUCCAGAGGAUGCGGGCCCGCCCCGCGGUGGUCGCCCAACUUCGAGGUGAUUGACGGGCAGCUGUACCGCAAGAAGCUGGAAAAGGGCUACAUCAACUACCGGGAGGUUUUGAACGAGGACCGGAGACACGAGGCCGUCUCCACCUUCCACCUGCGACGACCUGGCCAGAGACACCACUCCCUGGAGGAGACCUACAAAUGUGUGGCUGAGAACUACUGGUGGGAUGGGAUGUACUUCCAGAUCAGAGACUUUGUCCUCGCCUGUCCCGAGUGUCAAAGUCAGCGCAGCAAGAAAUCAAAGGCGCCGGGCGGCAGAGGAUGCGUCACCAAGACCGUGGCGUCGAACGCCGCCGACGUGCUGAGUAAGCUGAGGAGCCAGCGGGAGGCGGGGCUCUUCUGCGACAUCACCCUGCGCACCGGCGGCCGAUCCUUCUCGGCGCACAGAGCCGUGCUGGCGGCCGUCAGCGAUCACUUUCAGGAAAUCUUAACAGAAAUGGACUCGAGCAUGAAAGCAGACAUAGAUCUCACUGGUUUUAGUGAAGACAGCCUUCUGUCUCUGCUGGAUUUCUCCUACUCCUCCACCCUGUGCGUCCGCCAGGAGGACCUGCCCGAAGUCAUCACCAUGGCCCGCCACCUGGGCAUGUGGCCUGCGGUGGAAGCCUGUUCCGCCCUCAUUAAGGAGCAGGAAGAGAGACUCCACCCUGGAAAAGGCUUCACCUCAGCCUGUGCCGCUUCGUUUCACGAGCGUCAUCACCGGCAGAAGAACGGCAAAGGGGGUUUGGGCCGAGGGGAGAACAUGAACAGCAGCUUCAAUCUGACACUGGACGCGUCCGACGAGUCUUUUGAAGGAAGUCCCAGCCGCAACUUGCGCAGGAUGUCGAGACCCCAGAGCCAUAACGGCCUCCCUCUGAGUCCCUCAAACAGGAUGAAGCUCAUGGACUUCAAGUCUCCCUCUUCCAAAAAGGCCGCCACGCCCCGACAUGCCAUGGCCGCCCCACAGUCGAAGAACUACUCGCCCAUAUCUCCGUCGAACGCUCGUCUCCUCCGCUCGACUCCCGGAGCCGCCAAGCAGGUUGAGAGGCUGCUGCCCAUGACGGAGACCCCUCGACGGAACAGGAAAUCUCACCCUGUCAGAACGAGGCCCAGCCCCGUGUGCAGCCCUGUGAGAGUCAAGCAGGAAGUGGAAGAGGUUGGAGAGGAUGAAGAGGAUUUUGCCAGAGCACAGGAAAAGUACAAGCUGAUGAGCGUGUUAGGGCUGCAGAGGACUGCUCUCCUGCCCAGACCAGAAGAUCUGAUUGGUUGGAGACAAAAGAAACGUCUGAGGAAGCUGAAAGCCAACAACUAUUCGUUGACCAAGCGGCGGAAACCCCGUUCGUCAUCUCCAGUGCUACCUUACGGUGAUGUGACUCUGACGCUUCCCCUCUGUAAUACCAUCAACACUCACCUCCUCAACAAGUCUGUAAAAACCAAGCCCGUGGGCCCCGUGAGCGCACAGCGAGCCACGGCUAAGAGGCAAAAAACCACCCAGAAGCUUAUUCCUCCCAGUGACAGGAGCAUGCGAAGUAAAGGCGUGUUGCCUGACUUGUUCCAGCCUGCAUCCAGAGCCUCCUUUGGGGGGAGGGAGCUCAGGCGAUCUGUGAGAAAGGGCGACGGUUCCCACUUUUACAUCCAGCAGCCUUUGCGACGCAGCGCCAACAAGAACCUUGCGAGAAGCGCAGUCAGGAUCAAGUCAGAACCAGCUGAAUACUCUAUCUCAGGUCUUCGACACUCAUCGAACAGCCGCAGCGGCCACACGCCGCAGACGUCCCCGCCUUCGCCGAGGGCGCAGGGCAGACACAAGGGCAGCGUGGAGAAGGUCAAAACGCUGCGCUACAACAGUGGCCGACCUGCCACAAAGGGCAAAUUCAGGCGGGGCUCCGCGAGAGAGAUGGAGAAGGCGAAGCUUGACCCCAGAGAGGAGGGGAGGAAGGUGGGGACCCAGGCGCUAAAGGGCGUAAUGGACGCGAGACCAAAUGUAAAGGACAUUGAACCUGACGGGCUUCAGUUUCCAGAGCACUCGCCUCCACCGUCCAUCUACAACCACCCUCUGUACAAAGUCAUCAAAGAGGAGCCGGCGGAUCCCGUGCCUGUCGGGGUACCUUUCAACGAUCCUCCAUCACCGGACCUGGGCAAACGCCAAAGCAAACCCCCCAUCAAAUUACUGGACUCCGGUUUUCUGUUCAGCUUCUGUCGGCCCGCGGGGGGGCCCAUGACGGGGGUGAAGAAGGAGGAGGAGAGCGUGGACAUCUGCCUGACGCGCUCCGUGUCGCAGGUCGGCGAGAAGUUCGAAGCGAAGGAGUCCCCGCACAGGAUACUGAGAGCCAGAGGGCCGCCCAUCCUGCCCGUGGUGAAGAGGGAGAGGGAGGAGAGGAGAGUCAGCCGAGGCGCAACUCGGAGACCCAAGCCAAACACCCAGAACACUACUCUGCACCUGUCCAAACGCGCUGCUUCAAAAAACACACGGACCACGCCAAAGCAACAGGAUAAACUCCUUGCUCUGAACAGCAGAAGCUGUGCCAUGCUGGAUGCCAUACGUCGAGCGCGGCUAAAGCAGCUUCGCGGGCCUCGGAGUCAAGCCCCCAAAGUCCCAAAGGCGGCGCACGCCUGUCCGCAGUGCACAACCUCCUACAAGGACUGCGAUGCUCUGAUCAUGCAUCGGCUCAGGCACAUCGAGGGCAAACACUGGCCGUGUCCGCUCUGCAGCAAGACGUUCUUUCUACUGAGGAAUGUACGGAGCCACAUCCGCACCCAUGACCCCAAAUUGUACAAAUGCCGGAGCUGCAUCGUCGCCGGGUCCUGAGGCGGCUGCAGGCUCCGCUCAAGCACUGAGACUGAGGAUCAAGGCUGACGCCGGAGGCGCCUGAUCGAUCAGCAGCUUGUACAUAAAGCAUCCGUCACACACAAGCACAACGGACAUGUGGGGAGGGGAGAACUACUCUGGAGUCUAAUCGUUGCCGUUGUCGGUGAUCUCUAAUGUUAUUUAAAUAACCAAACCAAGGUUGCCGUUCCUGUUUGCUUUUCCGUAGCUACAGAAGGUUAAACUUGAACAUUACACUCAGGGGAGGGGCGGGGGAUUGCGAUGCCACGGUAUAAAAGUGAUUUCAACAUCACGGUUGUGUACAAAAAUGAAAUGUAAAGUGAUCGUCAUAACUAUCACUGCUACUUAUUGUUAUCUUUAUUUUUCUAUGUAUAGAAAAAUUUUGAGUGCACUUAUAAAUAUAGCUUACGUCGUAAACCUAAGAAGUGGUAAUGUAAUUGAAGGUUCGGGGUCCCGGCGGGAAUACUUGAAGAGAUGCAAGUGCUGGAGGGGAAUACUUGAAGUUGGGUGGUGGUCUUAAGAAUGAGCCUGUCCUUUGAGUGUUUCAGUGGGUCUUUCUCCUUUUUCGGUGUGCUAACUUUGAAAUGACUCGACUCGUCUUUUCGUAUUGAUCUGCUACUCACGCCCAGUCCACGUCUCGUGGGGCGCUACGGCGACGCCACCGCAUGUGUAUUUGCAGGCCAUUUGUAGUCCACCGUCUUUUCUAAGGCUGCCAAUUUUAAAAAGGGAAACCUGUCUCGUUUUUAAUGUGAAUUUCUGAAUUGCAAAAUCAACGCAACUGAGUCAUUGCAUUUUUACAUUUUAUUGAUCUCGACUUCCACUUUAACCCGGGACAAGCCGCUCGGUCUUGGUCUGCUUCAACUUCUCCUACUGAUUAAAUGCAAUGUGUGCACAUACAGAGAUGUUUAUGUUUCACAAAUUGAUUUUAGAAAGAAAUGAUCUGUCUCUCGCUGUCUGUCAGAAGACUGAAUAAAUUUUUGCCUUUUA